Eriocheir sinensis (Chinese mitten crab) is the source of this 3223-nucleotide messenger RNA. RefSeq names its product homeobox protein Hox-B2-like. Gene Ontology annotation, molecular function: DNA-binding transcription factor activity, RNA polymerase II-specific; RNA polymerase II cis-regulatory region sequence-specific DNA binding. NCBI's taxonomy places the organism in Eukaryota, Metazoa, Arthropoda, Malacostraca, Decapoda, Varunidae. The record is from RefSeq and is a predicted model, not a curated record. Gene Ontology annotation, cellular component: nucleus. The transcript has 4 exons. Gene Ontology annotation, biological process: regulation of transcription by RNA polymerase II. The coding region runs from base 1292 to 2662 and encodes 456 amino acids.
UAAUGGCCCCGGCCCCCACACCAGAAUUUGUAGCUAUGAUGGAUGAGCGGCGACCAGGUAACACGCCCACGGGAAGAAGGACGGGGGGCGGGGGGCGCACGCUGGUCCAUCUGGGGCCUCCUAAGGGAGAUGAAGGAAAAGCCAUCGUCAAGCAUUUAUUGGUGAGGAAAAUGUCAUAUUUUAAGAGCUAAUCGGCCAGCAUUAUUAUUGAAUACCGAUUACAGUAUUCCAGGCACUACCUGCAAAAGAACCAAUGGGCGGGGCGCCUGCAAGACGGUGGGCGGGGCUUAGGGGGCAGGCUUGCGGUGAUUGGCGGGGCGGCGGCAAUAUCGUUUACAGAGAGGCGGCGGCUUGCAAGCGGUUGGGCGGCCGUGUGGCUCAUUACUGAUACUCCUGAAUAUUACUGUUGUCAUUACCCCUGAGAGGCGCCGCGGCCAAUAAGCAAGACGGAGAUCACGAGAUGAUUGCAGGAAUGGGAAUAACAGCGAUGAGGGACGUGGGCAAUCAAUAGCGUGAUGGGCGCCGCGCCGAGGCCCACCGCCGUUGCCUUUCCCUGCUGAUGGUGGCGGCGGCUGCGGCUGACCUCACCCGGGGGCUCGCCGCCACACGCUCUCAUCUCCCACUUAUCGUAAUAACCAACGCGCUAUAUCGUUGAUUGCACAUCCGUUUGCUGAACGUCAUCCGUAUAUUAAGCUAAGGAGAGGAGGUCCCUGUAUGCCUCGUCUUGCCCCUCGCCCCCCGCCCCUUCACCCGUCCCCUCAUUGUUCCCCUCAAAACCAAAUUCUCAUUUCGGGCUCAGCCAAUGGCGCAGCUCGGGGCGAGUGACGUCACACCCGGACUCCUCCCCCAAGGCGCUCAAAGACUGGGAACUCUCAGCCAAAAGUGUGUCGUGCUUGUUUCUGAUUUAAGACGACAAAAAGGCAACUGUGACCAUCCGCUUAUCAUGAUUAUGCAUUUUUGCGAAAGGAGAAGAAAUGGCGUGGAUGGCGGCAAGGCCUUUCACCGGUGCUCCUGGCAACUGGGGCGCCCGCGGCCCCGCCCCCUGGCUACCUGAGCACGUGCUGGCCGGGGUCACGUGAAGACCACACCGUCCGGCCACCUGCCCGCCACCACACCUCUGCCUGCCGCCACACCCACCACCACUCCGAACUCACGCCCCGCAGCAGGACUUGGUUCGGCGAAACAUGUGUGCUUGUGUGAGUGAACAGUGAUGCGGUGCAGCGAGUGACCCGCCGCGACGUAUGAGGUGAAAGGACCGCUACGCGAGGCACGCACCACCUGACUCGCCUUCAUGGGUGACCAACACCCAGCCGCCGCGCAAACGCCCAAGGCGGAGCCCCGCUCAGCUUCCGCCAGCCCACGACUCGAGCUCAAGAUGGAGGCUACCGAGGAGGAGGCCAAGGCGCGCCUAAAAGAACCUGAGCCACCCACCCGCAGGGCACCCACGCCCACACCCACGUCCAUGCCCAUGCCAACGCCCACGCCGCUGGACCUGAGUCACCGAGAAUCUGAAAGGGUAGACAGCAAGCGGCGGCGUUCCUCGGGGGUGACGCUGUUUCCGGGACUGACCAUCACGCCGGGGCGGGGCAAGGGAGAGGACGCCCCCCUCACGCCCUCUCCAACGCCCUCUCCGCCAGAACAAUCCUUCCCAAGAUUUCACUUCGGGCGGGGCAGUGCCAGCCCCGCGGCCGCCGCCACGCAUCUUCCUAAGGCUGCCACGUCCACCGCCUCCGCCAGUGACAGCUUGCCUUCGUCGCCGCCUCCGCCUCGCGCGUCAGGCCGUUCGCAAGACAGGGACGGCGUGGGCGUGGAGUCGUGGUGGUACCCAGGCUUGGUGGGCGCCGAGCUGUUCCGUGGCCUGCCCGACAUACCGCUGCCUUUCCCCGGUCUACCCGCCUUCCUGGCGAGGCGGCGGCGGCGGGACAAUCGACAGCGGCGCCAGAGGACAACCUUCACCUCAGAGCAGACGCUGAGACUCGAGAUGGAGUACCACAGGAACGAGUACAUCUCCAGGCCACGGCGAUUCGAGUUGGCCGAGUCGCUGGACCUGACGGAGACGCAGAUCAAGAUAUGGUUCCAGAAUCGGCGCGCAAAGGACAAGCGGAUCGAGAAGGCGCACAUGGACCAGCAGUACAGGUGCAUGACGCUGGCCGGGGGUCUGGGUGGCCUGGGUCCGCUCUACCACCCAGCGUUUUGUGGAAUCUGCACCUACAAACCGCCGGCUGGGCCACCUUCGGGGUCCGUGCGUGGUCCCGCCGCGUCGCCGCCCUCCAUGAUGAACGGCCCCAAAUCCUCCACGUCCUCCCUGCUGGCCGGCCCCGCCGCCUCCCCGUCGGCCAUCCUCAGCGGCUCCCUAGCUACUCAGGCUCAUACACUGUCCAUCGGCGCAUCGUCCUCGACUUCCCUCCCGCUAGGACAGUCACCUCCCUCCGCCCUUUCAAUGGGGCCCUCACCGUCAACAAGCCUCCCUGUCGCUCAACUGCCGCCUGUUAAUUUGUCUCUAGGGGCGCACCUCCCCGCCUCUUUUCUCAGCGUCACGUCAGCCCCGUCACCGCCCAGCACCGCCACCUCCACGGCGCCCGUCACCUCCAGCAUCAAGAAGCCCGUCCCGCUGCCCGCCUCCACAGCAAGCUACGUGGCUCUCCGCGCUCAGGCCUACUGAAGAAAAGAUGAAUGUGUAUGACGCUGUGAACUGGAAGUAUUUUUGUUUUCCUUCAGGCUAUCGAAACAGCAUACAUACACUUUUUUAUUUGCUCUUCCCCUGAGAAUGCUUUGUUCACAUGUUUAUUAAAGGUAGUUUACACACACACACACACACACACACACACACACACACACACACACACACACACACACACAGAGAAGUCCUCAAAUGCUGCCUCGAGAUCACUCCCCUUCCCCCUCCGGCUGUCAGGCUUGGCCACGAAAGGGAGUCGUGGGGCGUGGCGCAAAUAUGAACUGUUUAGAACAAGAACAACUCCGAACUCUUGAGAAUCAUGCAAUCACCUGUUGAGCGAGUCACCAUUAGCUUCGAUCAGUGACUGCUAGUGUGUUCCUAGUCUACAUUUUUGGGCGUAGUGUUUUAUAGAUAUUUUUUGGUCCCUCAAUACCAAAGAGACAUGAUAUUUAAUAGUUAUAAUAUAUGUAUAUGUAACGUCUCUAUGCACUUUUAGCUGGUGAAUAUAUUAUACUUUAGAUGGUAGCUGUUUAUGUAUACUACUGA